UUUUUUCCUCCCCUCUCUUCAGGAACUCGCAAAGUGAACCUUACAUCUUGGCAUCAUGACAAAGGCCAGGCAAACUUAUCAAAUAUGACGUUCAGUGAUGGGAAGCUGAUUGUUAAUCAAGAUGGAUUUUACUACCUUUAUGCCAACAUUUGUUUUAGACAUCAUGAAACUUCAGGAAACCUGACUAAGAGAGGGCUUCAGCUGAUGGUGUACAUGACUAAGACAAACCUUAAAAUAAGGCGCUCUGAUGUGUUGAUGAAGGGAGGAAGCACCAAAUACUGGUCAGGGAAUUCGGAAUUUCAUUUUUAUUCUGUAAACAUAGGAGGAUUUUUAAAAUUAAAAACUGGUGAUAUGAUAAGUAUCCAGGUAUCAAACCCAUUGUUACUGGAUUCAUCACAAGAAGCAACUUACUUUGGGGCAUUUAAAGUAAGAGAUUUAGACUGAAUCUUUUAGUGUGCUGAAAUAUUGGGGGGUGGGGGUUUGUAGUCCAGACACAACUUGAAGACAGAGAAUGAAAAUCUUUUGCACCCCAAUUGCAUCUGUGUAAAACAUAUAUCUCUAAAGACACAUUUUGCCCUGUGCUGAUUCUAGCAACAGUUUCAUAAAUCAAGGAUAUAAUUAUAUAGAUCUCCUGAUUCAGUCUUAUGCUAAUUUUACUUCCUAUGUUUCCAUUGGCUUUGGUAGAGUCAUUAUGAUUUUACAUUGAUUUAACUGAAAGUAGAGCAAUUAAUAUUACUCUAUUUGUUUCCACACCCUGACCGUACUUUAUAGCCUGUGCUACUCUUGCUAGUACAAACAGUGCCCAGAACUGGGCAGGGCAGAAACUGGCUUCCAGAUUGAGUUUGGUGCUCAGAUUUGCUUGGGGCUGAGCAUUCUGACCCUGAGACAGCAAAGAUUGUGAACGUAUGACUAAUUCCAUUGCAUUUGAUGUGGUUUUUCACAUGUUUAGUUAAGCGGGUUCUUGCUUUGCUGGAUUAAGGUUGGAGCUUUCAAGACCCAGCAGAAAUGAGUUGUACAACACCUAAACAGUUCAAAUUAAGUUUUUAUCUGACUAAAAGGGCUAUUCCAGGAAGGAGGAGGAUCAUCUGGCCUUGCAGUUCUAAAAGGUUAAUUACAGGUCAUUCUUAUUGUUGCACAGCUAAUUGCAAAUACAGAUUGUCAAAGUACAGUAUGCCUUUAAAGUAUUACAUUGUGCCAGAACCUGCAAAGACAUUUUUUUAGACAAAAAAUAUGUAUUUUUAUAUUCUGUAAUAUCUAAAGUUAUAUUUCAGGUGUAAUGUUUUGUGUAAAGAAAAAAAAUGUAAAUUAUAUUGUCCUAUAGUAUUUGAUACAAGAUAUUUAAAUUCUCUUGCUGUUUGUAUAUUUAAUGUUUUAUACUGUUUUUAAUGUACAGACAUGUUAAACUAGUGCACUUUUUAAUCCCAAUGGGAAAAAUUGCAGCUAAAAGAGGUUGUUUGCAAUUAGCAAAUGUAAUAUAUCUUUGUUCUUUUUAACUUAAUAGAUUUCUGUUAAACUUGUCAGUAUUACUGGGAGGAGAGAGGGAAUUUCACACCAAAGUCAUGAGUAAUCACACCAGAAUGCUGGUCACUGGGUGCCUUUCCAACCUGGAGGGUUAUUAACAUUAUGAAGCUGGGAUGACAUUAAAAAAAAAAAA
This is a messenger RNA of Meleagris gallopavo (turkey), 1654 nucleotides long. The record is from RefSeq and is a predicted model, not a curated record. Lineage: Eukaryota; Metazoa; Chordata; Aves; Galliformes; Phasianidae.